Messenger RNA from Planococcus citri (citrus mealybug), 2241 nucleotides. RefSeq lists its product as uncharacterized. Lineage: Eukaryota; Metazoa; Arthropoda; Insecta; Hemiptera; Pseudococcidae. Bases 254 to 2224 code for a protein of 656 amino acids. The transcript has 3 exons. The record is from RefSeq and is a predicted model, not a curated record.
AGUUCCACAUAUGAUCUCUAUCUACGACAAGGUACAUUCCUACAUUCGCGAGUUUUGUUCGUCUACAGGCCUAGUACUGAUAAUUAUUUGUUUCUCAUUCAAGUGUGAAUAGUUUUUUCGCGUCAAUCCUAAUUUUAUGCUCGAGUAGUACGUGGAUCUCUAGAAUUUUGUAAAUUUUGAACGCUGUUCCGUAUUUCACCAGUCAACUUACGUUUAGUACAUAAUCGUUAAAAUUUCCAACUUCUAGAAAAUCAUGUCAUUUGAUGCAGUUCCGAAGCUGUGCGAAAAUUUAAUAAGUCGAAUCGACGAUUUCGAAAAGGAAAUAUCUCGUCGAUUGCCUGAAAUGUGUGCAACUGAAACAAGAAUAUUUUACGAUGAUCUACUAUCAAUGCGUAGGGAUUUGGUUUCGAUUGAAGAAAGAAUAUCAGGAUAUAAGUACUUAAUCAGUGAGUCAACUAUGAACAAUCUAUUAGAAAAAAUUCGCAAAGCGUACUUGAAGGUAACCAAACUUAAAGUAGAAUUUGAGAAAAAGAAAAGCUCCUCAAAGACCAACUCAACACCACCAACUAACCUUAAGGUUGAUGAUCAAUCCAACGCAACAAAACAGCCCGAAACCCUGAGAAAUGUAGACUUACAGAUCCGAAUCCGAAAACAAAGCUUGCUAAUCAAACAAAUCGAAUCGCUUCAAUCGCUCGAAAUACUCGAUGACAUUUGCGCUGUAAAAGCAGAAGUAAUAUAUAACCACCUUUCCCAACUUUACGACUCGUUUACCUCAGAACAAAUUCAAAUCGAAGCGAGCCUCGACGACGAUGCCACUCUCCUCGACAAUCAACAAAAAAUCGCCGCAGAUAUUCAACGAAAAGUGAUCGAUUUUCAAACAAAGAUGAAAAAAAUAAUGCAGCCAACUUCAUCGACAGAAUGUAAAAUCAAUAACGAUCAUUCUUCGCAACCAGAACCAGCGCAGGCUGACACCGAAGCUAAAUUGAAGUUUCUGCUUGAUAAACAAUUCGUAUUAUUAACACGAAUAGAGUCACUGAAUCCAGAAAAAAACAAAGACGUUAGUCCAGAAAAAGCGGAAAUAUUAUACAAUCGUCUCACUAUGAUUGGUGAGUUAUCCGACUUGAAUCAAAUUGAAAUCGAAUCACUUGAUAAUGACAAUAAAGCUGAAUACCACCAGAGAUUUUCUGAGAAGAUGCAAAAAAACGUGUUCAAAUAUCAAGAAACUUACAAAAAAAUCUUCGCACCGAUUACACUUCCAUCUUCGACACAACUCAAGAAACGGACAUCACCAUCUGAAGAAAUCAAAUCAUCAGAAUCAAAAAGUGAUCCCCAAGCGAUAGAACGCAAAUUAAUCGAGCGGACUGCUUUGUACUACAAUCUGAUGCAAGACUACCUUAAAAUUGGAACAUUCCUCGUAGAUCAUCCCACCCAAAAACACCUCUCCGAAGAAAUUCGACAAACCGUACUCCGUCAUCAAACACACAUGGAAGAAAUGACCGAACUGGUCGAACCAAAAAUUGCGGCAGAAAUGGCAGAAUCCAAGUUCGAUAUCGAUUUCGAUCUUUCCUCUCAAUCAACAUCGAUUGAUAACGAGUCUACUUUGGAAUUUUUAUACAAAAAGAGAGAUUCUUUGAUCGAAGCGAUAUCUUUGUUGGAACCAAAAGAAGACGUUGGUCCGGAAAAGGCUGAAAUAAUGUACAAUCAUCUCAAUUCGCUUUACGAGUCGUUCAAUUCGAAUCAAACUGAGAUUGAAACACAAGUCAGCGGGAUUACCCUUGAAAGUCAAUUUGUCAUUUCUAGACUGAUUCGAAACAGAGUGAUCGAACUUCAAACAACGUUUAAAAAAAUCUUUGCACCGAUUAUAACUGAUACUGAAUCUUCGAAACAACUUGAGAAACAUACACUUAUUCCGACAAGCCAAAUAAAUUCACCGGAAUUAGAAAGUGAGCUCGGAGAGAUGAAGCUCAUGAAAUUGACUGACCUUUUCAUGUCGUUGUGCCAAACUUUAUUGAAAUCACAAUCAAAAGGAGAUGAAACUCGGAAUAACAUCAGUGAUAUUUUCACCUCUCUCAAUGGUUACGUAGAAGUAUCAAAGGACAUUCAAACUAAAGUAUUGUCUCUUCAGAACACACUGAGCAAAUUCAUCGACGAAAACAAACGCAGUGGAGAGAGCAUUCAUCAGAAACUGGAUGAUAUUAUGGAAAAUGUCGAAUGUUUAGAAUAAACGAUAAUUUUGUUUCA